Schistocerca americana (American grasshopper) is the source of this 1644-nucleotide messenger RNA. RefSeq names its product phosphatidylserine decarboxylase proenzyme, mitochondrial (gene Pisd). The transcript has 8 exons. Bases 262 to 1500 code for a protein of 412 amino acids. Gene Ontology annotation, biological process: phosphatidylethanolamine biosynthetic process. Lineage: Eukaryota; Metazoa; Arthropoda; Insecta; Orthoptera; Acrididae. Gene Ontology annotation, cellular component: mitochondrion. The record is from RefSeq and is a predicted model, not a curated record. Gene Ontology annotation, molecular function: phosphatidylserine decarboxylase activity.
AGGAGUCGAUAGUAGUAGACUUUUAUGUUAACUUUUAAGUUUGUUUACAUAGUUGAGACACACUCGAAUUAUAGUAAUUAGUUAAAUGGAACACUUCGCACCGAGUUCACUAUAAUUUAAAAUCUUAUGGAAAUUCAAAUGUCUCUUAUUUCUGUGCUGUUACAUCACAGAAAAAGAGCGGUUUUAUUUGAGUGCGUACGUAACCUUUCAUAAGAAGACGAACAAUCACAUUAGAAAUACGUGCAAGCUUCUAUUACUGGAAUGCUGGCGCAUACAUUGCGGAUGAUUUUGAAGAAACUAAGUGGAGUGACACAAAAGAACAUAACUCGAUGUUUGCGAACAUUUGAGAAGACGGAAAGAAGUAGGACAUUAUUUUCAUUUAAAACUGCGAGGAAUAAAAUGUCAGAUUCAGCAGAGUAUGCAGACGUCAGUAAGAGUAACCAGCGAUGGCAAUACCUGAGACGUGUUUGGAGGCCUCUUCCUUUAAGUCUCCUGUUUGCAACUGUUGGUGUGGUUCAGUGGAACUACAUAAAAAAGAAACACACGAAGGAACCCGUAGAAGAGGCAAAGGACUGGGAGGUGACGUGCUACCGAUCUGUUCCAUUGCGCCUUGUGUCACGGAGCUGGGGCUGGUUUAGCAAUCUGGAACUACCUGAACCACUCCGGACUCGACUCAUAUCUGCUUACAUUACGAAAUUUGGUUGCAACUUGGAGGAGGCAGCAGUUACCAACUUAUCUGCAUAUCGUAGUCUAGCAGAUUUCUUCUGUCGAGAACUGCGUCAUGAUGCACGUCCAAUUGCUGCCACUGAUUGCCUUGUAUCUCCUGCAGAUGGGAGUGUGGUAAAUAUAGGACGUGUUUCAUCUAGCAAAGUGGAACAAGUCAAGGGUGUCACAUACACGCUUGAAGCUUUCCUUGGACCACAUACAUGGAAACCAGUAAGUCAAGAGGACAAUGGAGGUGGCACCGCUGAUCAGGAGUAUCAGAAAUCGUUGCUGCACAAUAAGAAUAAUGUGUUGUACCAGUAUGUUGUAUACUUGGCACCUGGAGACUAUCACCGAUUUCAUUCGCCUGUUGACUGGGAUGUCAUUUUUAGGAGACAUUUUCAAGGAGAACUCUUGAGUGUUAACCCAGUUGUGGCUCAGGUUGUUCCAGAGCUCUUCUCACUAAAUGAGCGAGCUGUCUACAUAGGACAGUGGAAGCAUGGUUUCUUCUCUAUGACUGCAGUUGGGGCCACUAAUGUGGGUUGCAUCAGAGUGUACUGUGAUCCGAGCCUUAAAACAAAUGAGAGAAAGUGGCGUCGCGGCGAAAAGCGAAGAGACCUCUUCCUGUCUGGUGAGGGUGGUGGUCCAGUCCACAUAGAGAAGGGAGAGCUUUUUGGUGAAUUUCGUAUGGGCUCAACCAUUGUUGUUCUAUUUGAGGCACCACCAGAUUUCACUUUUCGUGUGGAACAUGGUCAGAGGAUACUUGUUGGUGAAGCAAUCAGUGAAUGCCUAGCAUAAAUUCAGAAAAUAUAUACAUAUGUGCUAUUUAUUUUGUUGUGAUUGUUCUAGUUCCUUUUUGUAAGAUAUAUAUAUAUCUUUGUAUAUGAAAUAUAACUGAAAACAUUUUUGUAUGUGGUUUAUAAAUUGAUGAUAAAAGUGAAA